Molecule: messenger RNA, 1433 nt
Organism: Meira miltonrushii
Lineage: Eukaryota; Fungi; Basidiomycota; Exobasidiomycetes; Exobasidiales; Brachybasidiaceae
Exons: 1
Coding region: 14-1093 (359 amino acids)
Source: RefSeq, a predicted model, not a curated record
UGACAAACUCGAUAUGAAUGGUAAAAGGCGGCAAGUUGUUGUAUUUAUUGAUUGGGAUGAAACAAUCACUUCUCAUGAUACUUUAUCAUUGAUUGCACCUCCAGACGAUAAGCAUGAAGGUGUUCCAUUUGCCGAAUAUGGAAAAGCAUAUGUGGAGGAUUUGAAGCAACAUGAAAAAGCAUGGCAAUAUCAAGAAAGUGCUUCAAGAACAGGAGAUGAGAUCAGCAUUCCAAGAAAAGGGUGCAACCUCGGAAAGGGAUGGGAAGAACAAUGGGCUUAUCAAGGCAGCCUUGAUACCGUUGAGCUAGCAUCACAAAAGCGUAUAGAAGAAGGAGGUCUAUUUCGUAAUGCUGAUCCGAAAGAACUUGAGAGAAGGGCAAUUGAUAAAGUACAAUGCCGCAAGGGUUGGUCGGGAAAUCCUUAUCCUCGUCGAAUCAGAACAGGAGACUGGGGAUCAUGGCUUCUUGACCGGCCUUUGUCAACACCACUCGGUCAUCAAGAACAAGGCAAGCCAGACUGGCAAUAUCAUAUCAUUAGUGUCGGUUGGAGCGCUCGUUUCAUCACAGCAGCUUUGAAAAAGGUAAACAACAAUCAAUUCAUGCCAACAUCUAUCUGCGCAAAUGAGAUUGAAAUAGAUCAAUGCACCGGCUUGGGAACGGGCAAAUUAACCAAAAGUUAUGAUGCACAAAAGUUGGCAGAACGUUCUUUUCGUCCCGGCGAAGGUGGUAUUCGCACCGGACAGCAUAAAGUGCGGGAAAUGCGAAGGAUUCUAGAAACAUGCACCUCAGAUCCGGAUCCGAUUACGAUCUAUGUGGGUGAUAGUACAACGGAUUUAGGUAGCUUAUUGGAAGCACACAUCGGUUUGAUCAUUGGUCAAAGUACAAGCUUAUACAACACCAUCAACAAAGCUGGUCUGGAAAAGUUCAAAAUUGCUUGUUCAGAUGGAAAGAUAAGAGAUGUUGUUGCAACUCAGAUAGCUGAGAACCAUCAACCUUGUCUUAUCAAAGUGAACGAUUGGGAAGAUGUUGGGGAAGUGAUGGAGAUUAUAAGCGAACUUAUCACAAAAUCACACAAGAGAUCGUUACAAGAAUGAGGGCGGAGCGCGUAAAAGGUAAUUUCGUCAACGGCCAAAGAAGACCAAGAUUGUUUAUAGAAGAUCACACGAUCACACUAGAAAAUGUCAAGAGUAAAAAGGAUGUUUACCCUUUUGAGAAAUGAAGGAAUGACAUUAAUGCAUUCGAAAGACACUCUCUCUGCAAAACUGCGCAAUAAAAUACGCAAGAGCAAAACCCCGCUCGGAGAAGAUGUAUGAGCGGGCCGAUACUAAUGUGACUUUACCAUGCAAGUUGAUCACACAGGAUAUUGUUUGUUCAAUUGAUUGUUGUCUGAAAGAUGAUUGAUAUACAUACAAAUUAAGUUGGAUAUCGAAUCAA